Molecule: messenger RNA, 375 nt
Organism: Corylus avellana
Lineage: Eukaryota; Viridiplantae; Streptophyta; Magnoliopsida; Fagales; Betulaceae
Source: RefSeq, a predicted model, not a curated record
AUGAUGACAAUCCUGAAAGAGAUGUUUAGAGAGCAAAGUCGUGCUGCUAAGUCAGACACGAUGAGAACUUUGUUAAAUAUAAAGAUGGUUGAAGGAUCUCCAAUGAGGGAGCAUUGUUUGGUGAUGAUAGCCAUGCUCAACACACUAGAGUUAAGGCUAAAUGAGUUGAUGGACAAAAAGGAAUACACAUUUGCAGAACUGAUGAAUGAGUUGAUCGGUGCGAAAAACAUCCUAAAGUCCAAAGUCAUAGUUAACUUUGCUCAUGCUUCUGAUAAAGGACCAAAAGGUUCAAAGAAGCAUCUUAAACCAGUUGCAAACUUGUUGUCAAAAAGUUUAAGAAAUAUGGCAAAUGGACAAAAGGCAAGAAAGUGGUAA